AUGGCAGGUGGCAGGAGGGGUGGUAGGGGAGGACGAAGAGGUGGUCGGGGUUCGCAAUCUGGUGGCCGUGGCUCGCAAUUUGACGAAUAUACCCCAAAUUCUGGCCGUGGUGCUCAAACUGGUGGCCGUGGUGCUCAAUCUGGUGGCGGUGGUGCUCAAUCUGGUGGGCAUGCAAAGGUUUGUCAGAAAGUUGAUGAUGCUGUGUACAGGGACAAUACACUUAGUGAGGGUGGUAAGAUGAAGCAAUUGGGUAAAGUUAUCGAAAGAAGCAAGGAGGAGCGGACAAGGCCUGAAAAUGUAAAUUGUCGGGUGGAGAUGUUUGGUAUGAUUUUGAAUGAUUUUUGUUACAAAAAGAGGAAGCUAGUUAAGGAGAUGGGAUUUGCUGGACUAUUUGGUUUGAUUGAUAGGAGACUUCCUAGGGAGUUGGCUUAUUGGCUUGGUACAAGGGUUGAUGUACCUAAUAAUUGCCUUGUUACUCCGGAUGGGCUAGAGUUUACUUUUGACCCUAUUCAAGUACAUUUGGUUCUUGGCAUUCCAAUGGGCAGUCUGCUGGUCCCCAAGGAUGUAGUUACUGAACAAAUGAAAAAUUUUGUUAAAGUUGUUGUAACUCAAUUCAGCACGACUACACCUAGCAAUGUGCAAGGGAUACCUAGGAAAAAUUUAGUGGAAGCAGUUUCGGGUCCACUUGAAAAUGUUGAUGAGUUUAAGGUUGCAUUCCUGCUUCUGGCCUGGUGGAUGUUCUAUGUCCUACAACAUCUCAUUGGCUUUGUCCUAAGCUUAUAAUAGCAGCCAUUACAGCAAAUGACCCUGAGGCGUAUGAUUGGUGCACAUUAGUCCUUGAUCAACUUAUGUAUGCUGUUAAAAGCUUUGCCAGGAGGUUUUACCCAACGGGGUAUUCCAAAUCGCUUGGAGGGUGUACAAUUUUUCUUUCAAUAAUGUAUCUUGAUCGGUUGAGACGACCCCUGUGAAGUGGGGAGUUUUUCCUCGGAUGACUGUUUGGACAGAAACCGAGAUAAGAAAGGCGAAGAAGGCUGAUCGUAUUCCGAAUGGGGAUUUUGGAAAAUUAGGGUGUGUGAAUGCGGCGUACGGUAAGCCACAUGAAAGGGCUGCAAUGGACGUUAUGUCGGUUAAAAGAAGGGUCGGUGCUGUUGCUGUUCAGGUAUUACUAGUCUCAUCCAGAGAGAUGGUGCUAGUGGUAUAACAUACACUAGGAUGUCUAUAUAAAGACUAUGAUUCCAAAUGUUCAAAAACAUGAUGUAGUAUAAAUUAUUGCAUAUCCUUCAAAAAGAGGAAGCAUGAACAAAAUUAUACAAAAAAAGAGGAAGCAUGAACAAAAUUUAACAAAAAAGAAGCAUGAUGUAGUAUAAAUUAUUGCAUAUCCUUAUAAAUUAUGCUAUGCCCUUUUACAAAAACAAAA
Chenopodium quinoa (quinoa) is the source of this 1417-nucleotide messenger RNA. RefSeq lists its product as uncharacterized. The transcript is spliced from 7 exons. The record is from RefSeq and is a predicted model, not a curated record. Bases 1 to 783 code for a protein of 260 amino acids. Lineage: Eukaryota; Viridiplantae; Streptophyta; Magnoliopsida; Caryophyllales; Amaranthaceae.